AUGUUUAAUGCUACUCAACACCGCGGCAACCCCAAUCUUGGGCCUGCGCCCCCGGGCCAGCCCAAUCAUCGCCUCAAUGAAAUCAUGGAGUCCCUUCGCGCAGAAUUCGACAACCAGAGCCGUUCAUCCGAGCAGGUGGAAAACCAAGUUGCUCAACAAAUUCAGGAGAUGGAACUUAUUAGGAACAAAGUCUACCAAUUAGAGCAGAACCAGCUGAAAAUGAAGCAAGACUAUGAGGCUGAGAUUCGCAUGCUACGACAUGAGUUGGAGAUGCGCGGCGGUCCUCAAGUGCAGUCGCAUCUCGGUGGUCCUCCCCAGCAUGGUGGUCCUGCUCAAGCUCCUCCUCCUUCUUUGGGUCACGGACAAGGUGGUCUGUUCAGUGGAAUCAUGGCCAACCAAGGUCAAGGUGGUCCAGGGCUUGCUCCUCCUCCUGAACAGCCUCCUCCACAACAGCAUCCCCUACAGCCACCUCCACCACCUGCUGGACAGCCUCAAGGACCACCUCAGCCUCCCAACUCCUUUCCUGGAUAUCAGGGCCCGACCCUGAACGGCUAUGCGCCACAGCCACAACCUCCCACAAACUCGCCAGGAUUGGGCAAAAACCGUAACAUGGCCAACAGAGGCGCACCUGGUCCCGCCACUCCUCAACAACAUCCCAAUCAGCCUCAGCCUAUGCCAUACCCGAAUGAUCCCAGAGCUUCCCCACAAAUCCCUCGCCCAACUCCUCCCGGUAGCGACAUGCAGCUCCAACCACGUCACCCAGGACCUGGACAGAACGCAUUCCCUAACGUGGGCAACGUUUUGGCAGAGUUGAACCCGGAUGACUUGCCGGACUCCUUGAAGCGCCAAGGAGCCGAUUGGCACGCCGUGUUCAACCCUAACGUUCCUCGUGUGCUUGAUGUUCAGCUUCUGCACAAUCUGGUCCACGAAUCAGUAGUGUGUUGUGUCAGAUUUUCGGCCGACGGCAAAUAUGUCGCAACAGGUUGCAACCGCAGUGCUCAAAUCUUUGACGCCAGAGAUGGUCGUAAAGUGUGCGAGUUGUUGGAUGAUAGUGUUCAAGAUAAGGAGGGAGAUUUGUACAUUCGUUCGGUCUGCUUCUCUCCUGAUGGCAAGUUGCUUGCCACAGGCGCCGAAGAUAAGAAGAUCCGAGUGUGGGACAUCGAGAGCAAGCGUAUUCGAACGACCUUCGACGGACACGAACAAGACAUUUACUCACUCGACUUCUCUCGCACAGGUCGCUUGAUAGCGUCAGGAUCUGGUGACAAGACAGUCAGAUUGUGGGACAUUGAGUCCAACCAACAAGUGAUGGUCUUGUCGAUCGAAGACGGCGUGACUACGGUGGCAAUGUCUCCCGAUGGACGAUUUGUUGCUGCCGGUUCGCUGGAUAAGAGUGUCCGCGUCUGGGACUGUUCAAGUGGAUAUCUCAUUGAGCGGCUAGAGGGCGGCCAAGGCCACAAGGACAGUGUCUACUCUGUGGCCUUUUCUCCCAGUGGACGUGAGCUUGUCAGUGGUAGUUUGGACAAGACGAUCAAGAUGUGGGAACUCACACCUCAGCGUGGGCUGAUCCCAGCAUCGGCCUCCAAGGAUGGCAAAUGCAUUCGAACAUUCGAGGGCCACAAGGACUACGUGCUGUCGGUGUGCCUGACACCUGGAGGCGAAUGGGUCAUGUCCGGUUCGAAAGACCGUGGAGUACAGUUCUGGGACCCUCAAACCGGCAAUGCACAAAUGAUGCUUCAAGGACACAAAAAUUCCGUCAUCUCGGUGGCGCCAUGUCCUGCUGGACAUUUGUUUGCAACCGGUUCAGGAGAUAUGAAAGCUCGGAUCUGGCAAUACACCACCUGGCGUGGAGCUCACCAAGGAGGCAUCUAA
This is a messenger RNA of Exophiala bonariae, 1869 nucleotides long. RefSeq lists its product as uncharacterized. Gene Ontology annotation, molecular function: protein binding. Gene Ontology annotation, cellular component: nucleus. The transcript is spliced from 2 exons. Bases 1 to 1869 code for a protein of 622 amino acids. NCBI's taxonomy places the organism in Eukaryota, Fungi, Ascomycota, Eurotiomycetes, Chaetothyriales, Herpotrichiellaceae. The record is from RefSeq and is a predicted model, not a curated record.